ACUCUUUGACACUGGUCAUACGUUUCUUUUAUUUCUACGUGUUUGCGGUUUGUGUGUGCUUUUAUAGUUCGCAAUUUGGCAUUUUAACAGCUGACCAGUUUAAUGCGCAGGAGUCUUUGUGUAUAACGUGUUGUUUACGUAAAGAUGGUGAAAGUUUUAAAUCAUAGUGACAUGUUUAGAUACUUUAAGAUAUUAUUGUUUGCACUCAUAGUGCUUAGUGUUACAGAUUCAGUGAGGGCAAGAAAAUUGUCGGGUUCUAGACACAGUUAUCCGAAAUCAGGGGGCCUUUCUGGCGGCGGCCAUCAUUAUCCCAGUUCUGGUGGACUUUCUGGAAACAGUCACGGAUAUCCUUCAUCCGGGGGUAGCCAUGGUUAUCCGUCUUCUGGGGGAAGUCAUGGAUAUCCUUCAUCUGGAGGUAGCCACGGAUAUCCAUCAUCUGGUGGGAGUCACGGUUAUCCCGCAUCAGGUGGUUUAUCAGGAUCUGGAAGUCACGGAUAUCCAGCAAACAAAGGGCUAUCAGGAUCAAAUACUGGCCAUACCACCAAUGUACACUACCAUUACAACUACAAUCCACCACAAAGGAUUUCUUAUGCCCCAGCACAUGGUGGCCCUCCAGUGAGUUACCCUGUCUAUCGUGGCGCUCCGCCGACCUACGUUUACCAAUAUAAAGAUUCGGGUAGCAAAUACGGUACGUUGUUGGCCGGUUUGGCACUUCUUAACCUAGGAACUCUUGCAGGCGGACUCUAUGCAAACAGACAUUCCAGUUACAAACCACAGCCUGGCGAAAUUUGUAAAUUCGGAAUUAGAAAAGACAACGGGGAUUACGAAGAGACAAAAAUCGACUGUAAACUAAUAACAAGUUUUAUAUUUGAGGAAGAAGAGAAGAGACAGAGAGGUGUGCAGAAUUCCACCGUCACGACUACAACCGUGACCAAUACCACCAUUGUAAACACUACUAAUUUGGCAGAGGCUCCCCCUCAACCGCCCGUUGCUUUCCCACUUUACACGAUGUUGCCCAAUGGUACAUUAGUACCCGUUAAUGGAACAAUGUUUAAUGUAACCUCGGUGAAUAAUGCAACUAAUGUUAACGACAGUGUGCCCGUGGGCAAUGCAAACAUGUCAACUGUGACGUCAGUGAUGACGACGACAACGAAUACAACGGUAACGAAUGCGCUGGACGUAAAGGGAAAGCCGGUCGACGUCACGCCAACCAUGAAGUGCUAUGUCAUCCGGAAUUCCCCAUCGUCGAACAUGCGUCGCAGUGUCCCUUGCGGCCUGUUGCAAACCUACGCGGACCAAUCAAUAAAGAAGAACUCUGCAUCAAAUCAUCUACCGUCCAUGACAAUUCUGAGUGUAGUUUUUGCUAUUUUUAUCUUGUACUAGUUAUUUAUUACCCUAGAUA
Messenger RNA from Papilio machaon (common yellow swallowtail), 1402 nucleotides. RefSeq lists its product as uncharacterized. The record is from RefSeq and is a predicted model, not a curated record. Lineage: Eukaryota; Metazoa; Arthropoda; Insecta; Lepidoptera; Papilionidae. The transcript has a single exon. Bases 145 to 1383 code for a protein of 412 amino acids.